Molecule: messenger RNA, 1905 nt
Organism: Lagopus leucura (white-tailed ptarmigan)
Lineage: Eukaryota; Metazoa; Chordata; Aves; Galliformes; Phasianidae
Product: TBC1 domain family member 25-like
Exons: 1
Biological process (GO): activation of GTPase activity; regulation of autophagosome maturation
Cellular component (GO): autophagosome
Molecular function (GO): GTPase activator activity
Source: RefSeq, a predicted model, not a curated record
UCAGAGCCGUCUCACCCACCCUUUUCCAUCGCCAAACCCGCGUUCUUUUGCCCUGAUUUCUUCUCCUUCCCUGCCCUGAAGGUGGUGUGGCGUUACCUGCUGAACGUCUUCCCCGCCGGGCUGUCGGGACAGGAGCGCCUGGCCCACCUGCGGCGCAAAGCCGACGAAUACGCGGCGCUGAAAUCCCUGCUGGCCUCGCGGGCGGCCCCAGCAGAGCUGGCCUUGGUGGCGGCCGCCGUGCGCAAGGACGUGGUGCGCACCGACCGCGGCCACCCCUACUUUGGAGGCCCCGAGGAAGGCCACCCCCACCUGGCAGCGCUGCAGGCGCUGCUCACCACCUUCGCUUUGGGCCACCCGCGUCUCUCCUACUGCCAAGGCAUGUCGGACGUGGCCGCGCCGCUGCUGGCCGUGCUGGAUGACGAGGCCCAGGCCUUCCUCUGCUUCUGCUCCUUAAUGCGACGCUUGGGGCCGCGUUUCCGCCCGGGGGGCCGAGGUUUGGCCCGGGCUUUUUCUCACCUGAGGCGGUUGCUGCGUCGCGCCGAUCCGCCUUUCUGGGCUUUCUUGGCCGCCCGCGGCGCCCACGAUUUGCUCUUCUGUUACCGUUGGCUGCUGCUGGAGCUGAAGCGCGAGUUUGCCUUCGAGGACGCGCUGCGGGUGCUGGAGAUCACCUGGAGUUCCCUGCCGCCCGCCCCUCCGCCGCCCCCCGAGGGAAUCCCGCUGCUGGGAGCGCCCCUGGGGGCACGCAGGGCACGGCGGGGGCUGCGGGAGAGGAGGGGGAUGCGGCCUCGGCCUCCCCGGCGCCGGAGGGAGAAGCAGGGAGGGGGCGUCGCCGGCAGCUCUGAGGACAAACUGAAGGCCGAGGGGUCGGAGCCCAUCGCCUGCUGUCCUGAGACAUGCAACAAUGACGGCCUGCAGGAUCCCAAAACGAGCAGGGGAAGCUGUGCUGUGCCAAAGGACGUUUCCGCUCCGGAGAUUUGUGGCCAAUCCGACGUCUAUAGGAAGGCUGAUGAGAACAGCGAAGGCGUCUCAGCAGAUCUCAGCUGCAGGGGGGGCGUUGGAGGCCCCGAGAGCCUCGAAGACGUCGGCACCAAGAGCGCCUGCGAAGGGCCGAGCGUCCGCAGAGCGGUGCAGAGCCCAAAGGAGGUCGGGGAGAAACCCAACCCGGUCAGUGGUGACUGCAGGGAGACAAGUGGGGAGCUCAGAGGGGCCGGCAGGAGCUCCAGCAUCCAAAAGGAAGUUUGUGCAGAGCCCGGAGAGGCCGGCGGGGGUCUCAGCGACACCCAAAAGGCCGGCGAAGGCGCCACGAAGGUUAUCAAAGGGGAUCAAACUCCCAAGGAGGUCAGCAGGGAUCCUAAAAGGAGCGGUGAAGUUGCCCAAGGGGUUGGCGGGGACCCCGGUGCUGCCAAAGAGUUCGGUGAGGAUCCCAAAGAGGUCGGCGAUGACCCCAGAGAGGUGGGUGAAGACCCCAAAGAGGUCGGCGAAGGCGCCGCCGUCGCUGGGGAGCCCGGUGACGACCCCACAGAGCCACACGGCGAGGCCCUGCAGGACCCGUGGGCAGGAGGCUGGGCUUGGGAAGACUCGUGGUCCUCCUCUUCCUCCUCCUCCUCCUCCUCUUCCUCGGAGGAAGAAGAGCUGGGUGUGGAGGACGACGGGGCGCCGCUGCCGCCGCCAGCAGAGCUGGGCCAAGGGAAUCCCUUCCUGCUGUUCGUGUGCCUGGCCAUGCUGCUGGAGCAGCGGGAGGCCGUGAUGGCGAGGGCCGGGGAUUACAACGAGGUCGCCAUGCAUUUCGACCGCCUGGUCAGGAGGCAUCAGCUGCCCCGCGUCCUGCGCAGGGCCAAGGGGCUUUUUGCUCGCUACCUGGAGGGCUGGGGGGGAGCGGCCCCGGGGAGCCCCACACAUGGGUAG